Messenger RNA from Paraphaeosphaeria sporulosa, 2260 nucleotides. RefSeq lists its product as uncharacterized. The record is from RefSeq and is a predicted model, not a curated record. Lineage: Eukaryota; Fungi; Ascomycota; Dothideomycetes; Pleosporales; Didymosphaeriaceae. The coding region runs from base 1 to 2193 and encodes 730 amino acids. The transcript has a single exon.
AUGGGCGACGUACCGAACGGUAGCUUACCGUCCGCCGCAGGUGGAGAUAUGGCAUAUCCAGUUUCCAAUGGACAUGGGGACAACGCAAAAGAAGAUGAACUUUUUGGACCUGGUUCACGUAAGACGCGCUUGUGUACCCCAUCACCCCCGCCGCUCUUUACCUUCGGCAAAGCCGAUUCCCGCACCACCUGGUAUAGACAAGCUACUUGUGGACAGAACUACGUCCAGCUCGUUGUGGAGCGCGAAGGCUUUCCUAACGGCGCCGUCAUCGCUGACCGCCUCGAUCCGCGCCUGCUGUUCCAGGUAGCUCCAGGACUCCAGAAGCGGCUUGAGGGCCGCCGCAUUUUUGUGCCACCGGCGUCAUGUCUGGACGAGGAGACAAUCGAGUCAAUGUUGUUCGGCCUCUUACGCUGCGCGAAACAAGGUAUACCUGUUCCAGGGCCUGUGGAGAAGAAGCCCGUGGGUACGAUAGCGAUGCAUUGCGUUCUGGUAUUCUUCGAGAUGGAAAAAGAAGCUCGAGAUCUGGAAACGAAGCUGUGGGAUAUGCUCCAGCAGGUGAAGCUCACGCCCAUGGAUGUGCUCUGGAUCUGGGACACGUUUAGUGGACGGGUUCAGUCUGAGCCUUACACUGCGCCCUUCGCCCACGAGUACGUACAGAUGAUGGCGUGGCAGAUAUUGAAUCUGGACGCGGUAGGCAUGCUGGACGACGAUGUCCGCCAUCUGAUUGGGCUGGAGAAAGAGCCGAAGUACUUCACUCAGACAAUAGAGGCGCGCUUUAAGACUCAUGGCUUGGGAAAGGACGCCCUGGUUCCAGAAUCGAAUACCAAGGUGCCUGUAUUACCUCAGACUACCAAAACUGAGACAUGGGGCCGCACGGCGAAUGACAUUGUUGACGGCCAGAAGGACAACUCGGGGCCUGCAGUUGCCAAACAAGCAGGCAAGCCGUCUAUAAAAGAUGAGACCAAGUCUAGCGAUCUGGCCAAGCCCACUGCGGGUAUAAAAGCGCCAGAAUUCAAGUCAGUAGGGCUUACUGAUGUGUUCAAAUCGCCUUCACUACGUUUGACGCCUUUUGAAACACCAGAUCACUCGACCACGAAAACAGUACCAGCUCCUCCGAAGUUCAACUUCUCUCGCGCAUCGACAAACAUUUUAGCAGAUUCAGGCGCGGCACCACGAAGUACUGCGCAAGCGAAUUCAAAGCGAUCUGGCAUGUUUCCUGGUAAUGCGAAAGACGAGAGGCAGAACAACAUGGGCUUGAAUGCACUUAAGAAUGAUGUGACUCCGGCUGGAUUCCGUUUCAAGUUGGACGGUUCGAAUGCUUCCAAUUCUAUAGCGCCGAAUGUCACCGCUACUCCCUCAUCUUCAUCGUCAGGGUUUCGUGUCACUGCACCACCCCAAUCUCAAUUCGGUGGACUUGGUCAACCCCCAGUCAGCACACCGACUCAAGCUACAGCUCCGUCGAGCACAUCUGUCACUGCAGUGACCUUGGGGUUUGGAUCUUCCAGUGCAACUCGACCCGCUACUGGCGCACCCUCUCUGCCUAGUUUUAUGCUAGGAGCAUCAGGAGGGCCAACCUUCAAUCCUUUCGGAAGUGCUCAUGCACCGGAUACUAGUACCCUGACACUACCUACUCAGUCUCCAGCUCCGAAAAAAUUCAACUCUUUCCACACACCGAACACCGGCUUCCAGAGUGCAGUUCCAUCUCAAGCUUCACCAAAAUCAGGCUUCGGUGGCGGUGCUGCAGCGUCUUCCGGAGACUCCCAGAACCCAUUUCCCAACGCACGCAAUACAUUCAACACUCCUACGUCGAACGCGUCUUUCAAGGGUGCGUUUGGAACAUCGGCGUCGAACCCUGUAAGCAAUGCCGGUUCCUUCGGAGCCACAUUCAACAGCUUCGCCCAGCCAGCACCAAAUACUGCGGCGCCUGGCAAUACCGGCUUCUCAGUGAGCACCGAUUUUGCUGGGCAAUUACAGCAGUCAACCGGAUUUGGCGGCAAUUUCCAGUCCCAGAAUUCGAACGAAACCCCAUUUUCCAAUUCGUUCGCUAGUCUAGCAAACAAUGGUGGUGCUGAUGGCAACCGGCUCACGUUCCAGGGCAACUCUGGCGGCGGUGCAGGUAGCUCACAAAGCGGUGCGAUGGGUGGUAUGGUGCGAAGGAUCGCGAAGGCAACUGGACCGAAGCGUAGGCGGUAAAGAAGGAAAGGGCGUGUGGUGAGGAGGACCAAGUAACGUGGAUUUUCGAUCGUUUGAAGUGAGCUGA